Molecule: messenger RNA, 1449 nt
Organism: Phycomyces blakesleeanus NRRL 1555(-)
Lineage: Eukaryota; Fungi; Mucoromycota; Mucoromycetes; Mucorales; Phycomycetaceae
Exons: 2
Coding region: 54-1379 (441 amino acids)
Biological process (GO): L-ornithine biosynthetic process; L-arginine biosynthetic process
Cellular component (GO): mitochondrial matrix
Molecular function (GO): L-glutamate N-acetyltransferase activity, acting on acetyl-L-ornithine as donor; L-glutamate N-acetyltransferase activity, acting on acetyl-CoA as donor
Source: RefSeq, a predicted model, not a curated record
AACUCCCAACCCAAGAAGACUUUUUUUUUCUUCUCACUUUUCUUUCUCACCAAAUGUUCCAAGCCAGUCGUAUUCGCCUUUCUACAAAUUUCUCUGCUGUGCAGCGUAGAUUGAUUUCUGGAUAUGAACAUCUAUCCCCUCGCAAGCAGUCAUUUAUUGCGACCAAAGGUGUAUAUCCCGAUGGUUUCAAGGCUACCGGUAUCUUUUGCGGUGUGAAGAAGAACAAAAACAAGGAUCUUGCGCUGGUACUAUCCGACCUUCCAUGUUCUGCUGCUGCUGUGUUUACAACCAAUGCAUUCAAAGCUGCACCUGUAUUAGUGAGCAAGGCUACUUUGGAAGAGAACCCUUCUGGUAUUUACGGCGUUAUCACCAAUUCUGGCUGUGCAAAUGCUGUGACAGGUGCACAGGGUAUUAUCAAUGCCAAACGUAUGCGCUCAGCAGUUGAUGCUUUGGUGAACAAGCCUUUGAGUGCGUUGACCAUGUCCACCGGUGUUAUCGGACAACAGUUGCCAAUCGAGAAGAUUGAGAAGGGUAUAGCAGAUGCAGCCAAAGUACUGUCCAAUACCCACGAAGAGGGAUGGGCACUUGCAGCAGAAGCCUUUAUGACCACAGAUACUUUCCCCAAGCUUCGUUCGGGACAAUUUUCUUUGAAAGACGGGAAAUCUUUCAAGAUGGCUGGUAUUGCCAAGGGUGCAGGAAUGAUUCAUCCCAAUAUGGCCACUCUUCUUGGUUUUGUUGUUACUGAUGCCCACGUCACUCCUGCCUUACUCCAAAAGGCACUCACCUAUGCUGUCGACCGUAGUUUCAACGCCAUCAGUAUCGACGGUGACAUGAGCACCAACGACACAAUUUCUGUUCUUGCAAACGGUGCAAGCGACGUCAAGAUCGAAGAAGAAAAUGAAGAUUAUAUCGUAUUUAGGGAUCAAUUGACAAGUUUUGCUGCCGAGUUGGCUCAGUUGGUAGUCAGAGAUGGUGAGGGUGCUACCAAGUUUGUCACUAUCCACGUCAAGGGUGCCGACUCUUUCGAAAAUGCAAAGAAGGCUGCUUCUCACAUCUCUACAUCUAUGCUGGUCAAGACAGCUCUUUUUGGACAGGAUGCUAACUGGGGUCGUAUCUGUGCUAGUUUGGGACACAGUGGAGUCAAGAUUGAUCCCAGCAAGGUUAGCGUCAACUUUGUCCCUACAGACGGUACAGAAACUCUUCGUCUUAUGGUUGAAGGUGAACCAGAGGUUGUUAAUGAGGCACGUGCAUCCGAGAUUCUUAAGAUGGAGGAUUUGAUCAUCGAGGUUGAUCUUAAUGAUGGCCAGAGUGACGCCAAAUUCUGGACAUGCGACCUGAGUUACGAAUAUGUAUCCAUCAAUGCAGACUAUCGCUCAUAAAAUAGUAUAAUAUAUUCCUCUUCUACUUGCCCUUUUUUAUUAUAAAAGAAAACCACUUUCCAUUUCAUUC